GUUCAACAAAAAAAACUGAAGUAACUUAACCAUUCCGAAAUCUUCUCUCCUCCUUCCAUUUUCCUUCUCUCUUAUCUCCCUCCACCAAACCCAUUCCCAAAACCCUACUGGUUUUUUUCCCCUUUCUCUCUUCCAUAUGAUCUCCAACUAGCUCCUCGCCGUUUCCCCCCAGCUUCUUCUUCGUUUUUCUUCUAACUUCUUCUUACCCACCUUGCCAUUUACGGCCUUUCGACUUUUCUUCUUAUUGGCACUUCACAUAAUUUGGCUUUUCAGAUUCAAGCAUCAACUGGGUCAGCAUUGAACAUUCCUAAACCUUCUCCAAAAUUUUAUAUGCCAAUGGAUACUACACAGAGUUUUAAGGAAUCUAAGGGACAAUUAGAUCAGGUGAACCACAAAGAAACAGAUGCUAUCUCUGAUCGAAGCAACUCGAAUUCUUCAUGUACCUCAGAUUUGUCACAAGACUCGGCGGUUAGCAGCAUUUUCCAGAGUGAUCCUCCUGUUCUUCAAUCAAAACCAGAUGUUGCCGAGCCUCUGGGAGCUGUGCAAACAGUGGAGAAUCAACCUGUGGAUUCUCUUAGUAGAAUCCAGAGUUCUUCUAGGGGUUCUUCUCAUAUUCGGUUAUCUGGGCCGCUUGGAAACCACGAUCCGAAUAGAAUACCGGUGUCCAUCUUCUCUGGUAGACCAUCAAACCCUACGGAAUGGAGCACUGCUUCAAACGAAUCAUUGUUCAGUAUUCAUGUGGGAAACAGUAGCUUUUCAAGGGAACAUUUCAAUUUUUUUAAGUCUGGAGAAUUGUUGAUGAACCCCAAUGCAUCCCAGACUCUAUCCAACCUGCCCCCUUUUGUUGAACCAUUAAGAGCUGAGAGUAAAUCUGAAAUCGCGGUGAAGACAUUCGCCGAACCAGUGACGUCGUCGUCAACUGCACAUCCGGUUUCACCCACAUCAAGUCAAAAUGUAGCAGAUCAUAAAAAAGAAGUCACGACAACUAUGGAUGAGCUUCGAGGUCGCCAGAGCGUAUCAAACGACAGCAUGAAUAGCUCUCGUUCAUUUCAGUUCCCACUAUUGGCAAGUGAAGGUGCAACACCAAAAACAACUAGCUCUGUUUCAACAGACUCCGGUGUAACAUCACAACAACAGCCAUCAAAGCUGCAAUCGAAAAAGCGGCAAUCAGCAAAGCAUCAAUUGCCAGAACUUCAGUCUUCAUCUCAGGCCGCCUCACCAUCUCCAGCCACGAAUUCAGGUUCGGGAUGGUUUUCCUGUCUCUCUUGGUGUCGAUGCCGAUGACGAAAUCUCUGCUUGUGUUGACUAUACUCUACUUGUUCUACUCACAUCAUCACAGAGAAAAGCUACAGGAGAUGGUAACUUUACACUCUAGCUAAUUAGUUCUCUCUAAAUGAAAAGAAAAACAGAGAAAAAGAACAAGGGCUCCAAUUGAUCGACCUCCUUAAGAGUUAUAGCAGAAGAAUUAGUCAUUAUUGUAACAAUCUUUUUUCUUUUCUUUUCUUUUCUUUUCUUUCGACUUCUCCAUUCUCUAGAUAAAUAAUGAAAUCGAAUGUUUGAUUUAUUCUCUCUGGCUUUGAUUAAAACUACUAAUUUAUUAUACCUCAAACUUAUCUUCAU
This is a messenger RNA of Cucumis sativus (cucumber), 1620 nucleotides long. RefSeq lists its product as uncharacterized. The record is from RefSeq and is a predicted model, not a curated record. Lineage: Eukaryota; Viridiplantae; Streptophyta; Magnoliopsida; Cucurbitales; Cucurbitaceae. The transcript has 3 exons. The coding region runs from base 331 to 1284 and encodes 317 amino acids.